This is a messenger RNA of Manihot esculenta (cassava), 1773 nucleotides long. Its product is annotated as alpha-(1,4)-fucosyltransferase. NCBI's taxonomy places the organism in Eukaryota, Viridiplantae, Streptophyta, Magnoliopsida, Malpighiales, Euphorbiaceae. Bases 239 to 1468 code for a protein of 409 amino acids. The transcript has 3 exons. Gene Ontology annotation, cellular component: membrane. Gene Ontology annotation, molecular function: alpha-(1->3)-fucosyltransferase activity. The record is from RefSeq and is a predicted model, not a curated record.
ACAGAGAGCAGCCUGGGACGGAGGGGUUAGACGGCAAAUCCAACGACUGGAAUAUUCAAACUUCCUACAUCCAUUGCUUGGCUGCCCCCAUUGUCCUUAACCAACUCUCUUCUGUGAUCUUGUUGUCUCAACAGUAUGCAAUACUUCAGAACAACCUCAAUUCCAGCCUUCAAAACCCACUGAUCUCUCUUUCUCUCUGUAGAGAAAGAGCAGUACCCAAUCUAAAUUCAUUCUCGCCAUGUCCUUGAAACCCUUCAACACCUAUACUAUCGCCCUCAUGAUGUUCUUUACAUUCUUGAUCCUUUUCUUUUCUGGUUUCCUUGAGUUCCCAUCUGUAACAACCUCAAUUCCCUCAUCCUUCGAUCACAGAUUGCCCACCACAUCCUCCAAAACAGACCCUUUUGUUAAUUUGUUCAGUGCUUACAAAAAAUGGGACUCUCAAGUGGGUUGUAAUCAGUUUAGGGUGAAGUAUAGAGAUUUGAUUCGUGGGGGUUAUUCUGGGUCUAAUAGGUCUGAUUCUUUGCAAGAGGUUGGUGGUGAUUCUGAGUGUAAUGACUUGAAUGUGAGGCAUGUUAGUGUAUUGGUUAAAGGGUGGACUUGGAUUCCUGAUAAUUUGGAUAAUUUGUAUUCGUGCCGAUGCGGGUUGAGCUGUUUGUGGACCAAAUCCUCUGUUCUCGCAGAUAAACCAGAUGCUUUGUUGUUCGAAACAACCACACCUCCAUCUCGGAGGCGCAAUGGGGAUCCCCUUCGUGUCUAUAUGGAUCUUGAGGCUGGCAGGAAAAGGUCAGGUCUCGAGGACAUAUUUAUUAGUUAUCAUGCGGAGGAUGAUGUUCAGUCAACUUAUGCCGGUGCACUCUUUCAUAAUGGUCGAAACUAUCAUGUGUCUCCUCAUAAGAACAAUGACACACUUGUUUAUUGGUCUUCAUCGCGUUGUCUUGCUCAAAGAAACCAGUUGGCCAGAAGUUUCCUUAGCUUAGUUCCACAUCAUUCAUUUGGGAAGUGCUUGAACAAUGUUGGUGGACAAGAUAGGGCGCUCUCUCUUUAUCCUGAGUGUGCGAACGAUGCCAGCGUUAAGCCAAAAUGGUGGGAUCAUCUACAUUGUGCAAUGUCUCACUACAAAUUUGUGCUUGCAAUCGAAAACACUAUGACAGAUAGCUACGUGACUGAGAAACUAUUUUACGCCCUGGACUCUGGUGCAGUUCCCAUAUAUUUCGGAGCGCCAAAUGUGCGUGAUUUCGUUCCUCCACAUUCAAUAAUCAAUGGGAACGAAUUCAGCUCCUUACAAGAACUGGCUUCUUAUGUGAAGGCCCUUGCUAAUGAUCCUGUAGCCUAUGCAGAGUACCAUGCAUGGAGAAGAUGUGGGGUGUUGGGCAACUAUGGCAAGACUCGUGCCGUGAGCCUUGACACAUUGCCUUGCCGAUUGUGUGAGGCUGUUGGUAGAAAAGGAGGUAGAAAUGCAAGAGCCUAGUGAGUUUUGCUUGAUAUAUAGUUAAUCUUGCUGGCUACAUGAUGAUUCAAGCUUUUGCUAAUUGGAAUGGGCUUACUGCUAGGUUUUAUACAGUUAAGAAUGGCAUAUUGUAUAAAGUGAAGGAUUCUAAUGGUGUGCAAUUGAGCAAUUCAAAUAGAAGUAAGAAUCCCAUCAUAAGCCCACAUUAUUGUUGAUUUAUUUUCUAAUUUAGGGAAAAAAGGAAGAGCAGGAUGUUUGGUUGGUUUCUAUCAUUUGAAAGAUCAGAGUUGAUAUCUUUGACUCCAUCAAUUCCAUCCAUUUUAUUA